This is a messenger RNA of Acyrthosiphon pisum (pea aphid), 316 nucleotides long. Its product is annotated as serine palmitoyltransferase 1-like. NCBI's taxonomy places the organism in Eukaryota, Metazoa, Arthropoda, Insecta, Hemiptera, Aphididae. Gene Ontology annotation, biological process: ceramide biosynthetic process; sphingosine biosynthetic process. Gene Ontology annotation, cellular component: endoplasmic reticulum. The transcript is spliced from 2 exons. The record is from RefSeq and is a predicted model, not a curated record. Bases 65 to 301 code for a protein of 78 amino acids. Gene Ontology annotation, molecular function: serine C-palmitoyltransferase activity.
GGAACUUUCCGUUAACUUUUUUUUAGAUAUACACAUUGAAUUAGAAGAGAAAAUCGCUAAAUUUAUGGAAAUGGAAGAAGCCGUUAUAUACUCUUAUGGGUUCUCUACGGUGACCAGCGCCAUUCAAGCUUACAUUAAGUCUAGAGAUAUUGUAUAUGUGGACGAAGAAGUGAACUUUGCCAUACAAAAGGGUCUGCAAUCUUCUAAAGCUGAACUGGUGUACUUCAAACACAACUGCCCAGAAGACUUGGAACGGUUGAUCUUAGAGAAAAAUGCAACAGUAAGUAAUCUGUCAAAGUAGUAAAAAAUGAUGAGA